AAAUGGCACGAGUCCCCAGUGUUGACUCAAACGUCUGGAUAAGUCAGGAUCACUGACCACAUGAAAGGGGACAUGUACACUGGAUUGGAGUGCGCUAUUUGUUACCUGACCUACAAUGGAGGACGCCGGUGUCCGCGUGAGCUUCACUGUAAACACACCUUCUGUGAGAGCUGUCUACUGGCGCUGUCCCGCGCUCCGGCGCACAGCGAGGCGCACAACGAGGCGAGCCGCGGGCCGGACCGUCCGGACAGGGCGAUAGUCUGCCCGCUGUGCCGGCACACCACCUCCAUCUCUGGCGAAGAGCAGAUCAGAGCGGAGCUGAGGGUGGAUGAGUGCGCCAUGGAGCAGCUGCUGGUGACCGGGGUGCUCCUGGAGACGGAGGAGGAGUUACCGGAGGAGAGCCGUCAAGACCCGGAGGAGGAGCGGACACCGUGCGAGAGCACAGCCGAGGACAGCGACCUGUCAGGCGGCAACAGCAGAAGCUCGCUGCGGCGGACUUUGAGAAAAGUUUGGAAGAAAAUAAGUGGAAAAAAUUCGCGACAGACCGCAAAUGACUCCACAGAUAUGUCCGCUGAUGACAUGAGGAACUUCGCCUUGAUGGCCUGCUACAUGUUCUGACCUCCUCCAUGUUCUGACCUCCUCGGACUCUGACUCCUGAACAAUGUGACCCCGCUUGACUCUCACUCAAAAGAACUGAACUGGUAGAGCGAGUCAGCAAGACUACUGAAUAGGCUUAAUGAAGUCGGUGUUUGUUUGUGAAAUUAUAUAACGCACAUGUGAAUUUACAAUGCCUUUUUACUGUUGUCUAUUUAACUUUAUAUAUUUAAGAAAACAAUAAAUAAGUUAUUUUA
Messenger RNA from Boleophthalmus pectinirostris (great blue-spotted mudskipper), 851 nucleotides. Its product is annotated as E3 ubiquitin-protein ligase-like. The transcript has 2 exons. Lineage: Eukaryota; Metazoa; Chordata; Actinopteri; Gobiiformes; Gobiidae. Gene Ontology annotation, molecular function: ubiquitin protein ligase activity. The coding region runs from base 61 to 618 and encodes 185 amino acids. Gene Ontology annotation, biological process: protein ubiquitination. The record is from RefSeq and is a predicted model, not a curated record.